AGCUGCUAUUGGCUGCGAGCCUUUGCAGCUGCUUGUCAACAAGAUGGCCUUCCUCUUCUCGCCGUUUUGACACAGAUGAUUUUGGUAUCCCUGAGCACACGCUGUCAAAGCUGGUGCCCCUUCUGAAGAGAUAGCGGCAGCGCGGUUGGACCGAGUCCUCGCUGGGUGUUCGUUCAAUCAGCGGGAGCGUGUUGGGGGAACUGACAAGCUCACCAUCUGCGUUCGCGACCAGAACCAGGUGGAUAACAGAAGUAGCUGUAGGCCAGAGCUAAGUGAGCUAUCUGAGCUACGUGGACUCGGAACACCUGCGCUUCCCCAGGUUCGGUUUCAGCCCAGAGACACCUGGCACCGACCAGCGGAGUUGUCGAAAGAGAAUAACGUCACUAAGGUUUUAUGUUUUGUAUCACCGCCAGUCGGUUGGGUGCUGGAACAGCCAGCCAACAAUGAGCGCUCUUGGGAUUUAUUGGCCAGCGUAGAUGCAGACAUGCCACGGUGGUCCUCAUCCUGAUGGACCGUGACGCAUUCUCCCACAUCCGGCUGUGGUGCCCACGCCCUUUUGGCACCUACUCUCAGAACAAAGGUCGGAGUCCAGGGUCAAGUGGCAGCAGUGGAGGAACCAGUGGAGCAGGGUCCACCUCGGUCUACAAAUCUGAGCUUGGUCAAGGUGCCAGAAGAGUGGCAGGAGAAAGUGGAGAUGUAGGAAUGAUAGUUGGUGUGCAGGAGGGAAGUGGAGGAGAGGAGGAUGUGGGCUCAGAGAACACUCCACCUGAACCUGAGCUUGAAACCAGCUCCAUGACACAGAGCCAGACCCCUCAGCCUCCCACAACCUCUCCUUCACCACCAAAUUCUGGGCCCCAGAUGCAAGAUGGGCGGGUACUGUUAGACACCUGGUAUGUUAUAAAGCCAGGUAACACCAAGGAGAAAAUCGCCUUCUUUGUUGCACACCAGUUCAGUGGAGCAGGCCAGCCCAGACCAAGUGCCAUGAAGGUUAAAGGCAACUGGGCAACAGACUGCAGUAAAGCCAAAAGACGAAGACGAUGCUCCUCCUAUGACCCCCCAACACGCCCCCAUGCUCUCACCCAUGACGGCUCAAUUGCACUGCCUAGCCCUGAUGAGCCACAGCCAGGAGGUGUCAGUGAAACCGAUUUGCUUUCAGUGGCAGAAAUGGUUGCCUUGGUUGAACAGAGGACCGCCAUGGCCCUUCAGGGGAUUGUGGCUGUUCAUGGGAACCAGCAGCAACAGCACAACAUCCACCAACCCAGUGCUAUCACUCAUAGCCAGGGCCUUACCUCCAGCCAGCGCAUUCUGCUCCGAGGCACAGCGUCAGACCCCUCUCCUAUGGUGUUUGUGUCGAACAGUUCAAAUGGACAGCCCUCUAAAGCAGCAGAGAAGCCAUCGUCUCUGAUCCAAACAGACCAGGAGUUCGAGGAGCAGCAGGAGUCCUUGAGGGUAGCGCAGGCUAUUGCGCACUUUGAGUCCCAAAACCUGGAGAAUCGGCUCCAUCUAGGUCCUGGUUCUGGACUACAUGCUUCUAAUCAGGACAGAGAGAGGGAAAGUAGGAGAGGAGACACUGUAACACCACCUCCAUCAUCCAGUCACAGUCACGGUGAGGUUAGGAUUGCUUUCAGAGUGUCAAACCUGGACCCACGUGCUCAGCUGGAACCAGCUGGCCGGUCUCGCUGUAUGUUUAUGAGUUGUGGUGGUGGGAGUAAUCAGGCAGCAGCCCGGGCCAAAGAGAAAAUCACCUGUGAUCUGUACCAGCUCAUCAGUCCUUCAUCAAGAGAUCCUAGUAGUUUGCUGCUUGCUGCGACAACAUCUGCCCCCAAACCAGAUGGAGACCUUGUUCACCAAGACAGGGCGACUUGCGGCAGCCCGGACCCAACCCAAGAGCUGUCUUCAGGGGAGAAAAAGGGUGUGGGUAGGGAACGAGUGACCGGUUUUCAUGUGGAGGUGGUAGUGACCGGUGCUGUGGACCAGUGUGUGUUUUAUGGAAAGGACAGCACAGAGAAUGUGCAGGAGGAGACUGUAUGUUUUGCAAUGCCUGGGGGUGGAGGAGGUGGAGGUAUUGGGAGCUCAACUGACGCCUCAUCAGAUGAUCCACCUCCCGGACAGCUCUUUUUCCUUCAGUCCCCUAGGGGGCCAGAGGAGGAUGGAAAAGCAAAGACCCCUGGCAGUGGUUCAGGAAUGUGCUCUUUGGACUGUGCCAACAAUAACAGUCCGGGGUCAGGGGUGACGGUGGGCCCAGGAGAGCGGGCAACACGACCAGACUCUCCUAGUGUUGGGGAGGACUGCUCAGACCCUUCGCUCUGUCGUCUCUACCGCCACGUGUCCCAUGACUUCCUGGAGAUCCGCUUCCAGAUUCAGCGACUCCUCGAGCCCCGACAGUACAUGCUAUUGCUUCCUGACCACAUCAUGGUCAACAUCUUCAGCUACCUGCCAACGCGCUCCCUGGCAGCCCUUAAGUGCACGUGUCACUACUUCAAGGCGUUGAUUGAAACGUAUGGGGUGCGUGCUGUGGAUUCACGCUGGAACCAAGACCCUCUCUACAGGGACGACCCCUGCAAACAAUGUAAGCGCCAGUAUGAGCGCGGGGAUGUGUCUUUGUGCCGUUGGCACCCCAAACCUUACCACCACGACCUGCCUUAUGGACGCUCCUACUGGAUGUGCUGCCGGCGUACAGACAAAGACACCCCAGGCUGUCGUGUUGGACUCCACGACAAUAACUGGGUCCAGCAUCCUGCUGAUGGCUGUCAGUCCAUCCGCACGAAGAGGGAGGAGGCUAGGUAGAGAGGACAAGUCCACCACAUAGAUGCAACUCAUCUCAUAAAGCAGACUUCCUCCCUCCCUCCCUCCCUCCCUCUCUCGUCCCUUGAACAGGGGACGAGAGAGAAGUUGAAGGUGGAGUCGGCUCUCCAGGACUUGUUUCCUUCUACUCUUCUUUCUCAUACUAACCCUCAGCGAAGGGGUGCUGAGAUGCUAAGAAGGAAGAGACGUUUCGCACUCCUUGCCUUUUUUCUUUCCAGGUCCUCUGGAAUCUGUCCCAUUCUGUGUGGCUACAGUUAGUUGGGUUGGGGUCCUCUCCUGCAGCUUUCUGUGCACGUACGCACGUGGAUAUUACAGAAGGUUCAUGUGGACACGUUGCAGUGUUUGGAUUGAGAUUAGCAUUCAUAAAGUGACGUAUAGAAAUGUAAAGCCUGCUUACCGGUCUCAACACGUGUGUUUUAUGUUGUCCCCAUGCCUGACCACCACAUUGGCUGUACUGUGGUGCUGUCUAGAGCCCAGUUCAGUGGUGGAAUGUUUAGCUACAGAAAUGUGAUUGUAUAAAGCAAGCUUGAUUUUAUUUUUCUUCAUCGUACAAGAUGCCAUCUGUACCUGUCCUGCACCGUGUGUUCUUUUCUGAAUGUGCUGUAAAGUUGUCAGUCCCCUGAUGAUGCUGCUGAAAUCGUUGCUUAUCACUGAUUAUUCUGAAACGGGCUGUCCGUGUGUGAGUGGACCCUAACCUUGCUGACCAGCCACAGACUACCUUCUGGUUUACAGAGACUUAUGAGAGAUGGUUUUAAUGGGAGAAACUUGAUGUCACUUUGUAUGGUUUGAUUUGCUUGUUUUCCAUUGUUUUUGUUUUUAUUUGGUUGUCAGAAUGUUUGCUGUUUGGUUUUAAUCUUGAGGACUGUGUUCUCUUGUUUCAGUCUGUCGCCUACUGAACUGGUAAAGAUGUAUUUUUUAAUGCUCCAUCAUUGUUUUAACCCAACACUUUCUCCUCCCUCCACCGUCAUCCUUCACGCAGCAGCAGGCAGCGUUUGCCCAAAGCUGUUCUCCAUGCUUUGAAGUGGGUGAGAACAUCUACCGCUACCAACAAACUACACCAGCUUCCAGCCUUAAAAGCUCCCUACCUCUUCUUACCCACCCUGCAGGAGUCCGAGGCGUUGGAUACCUCACAGAUCUAAAGUAUUGAGAGUUGCACAGGAACCUGUUAGGGGCUUGUUUUCAAAUGCUACACUCCUUAGCUCUACUGGGUCCAUUCAAAAUGUCAAGUGAGUUUGCAAUGCCUGGUGAUGGCUCUGGCUUCAGAGGUAGGGGGACCCCCACCCCCUAUUCCUUGCUUUAAAACUCCAAGACACCCCCACCCCACCUCCUCAAGCUGAUGGAUGGAACAUUGAAGAACUGAUGAUGAAACUGCAUGUAGAGAAGACAGUUGGGCAGUCAUGGGAGAGCUCUGUAGGUUGCAGAUGUGUAAUGGGAAAUACAUGCUUAAAUAAAAACAGAAGACAUUAUUAAAACUGGAAAUUUUAAUGA
Molecule: messenger RNA, 4293 nt
Organism: Nothobranchius furzeri (turquoise killifish)
Lineage: Eukaryota; Metazoa; Chordata; Actinopteri; Cyprinodontiformes; Nothobranchiidae
Gene: fbxo46
Product: F-box protein 46
Biological process (GO): intracellular signal transduction
Molecular function (GO): protein binding
Source: RefSeq, a predicted model, not a curated record